AUGGGUUUGUUUGAGAUCCUAGGUACUUAUGGUACCACUACCACCAAAAAUGAGCAGCUUUCAAGUGGAACCAAUCAUUCCCAAACAUCCUUAUCGCCAAAGAAAAUAAAAAAAAAAAACAGCAAGAUGAAUUCUAAUUUAAAAGAAAGUACAUCACAGGGUUCAAUUAACACUUUUCAAUCUUCUAUUAACUCAAAAGGCGAAGGAAAUGGAUUUGAUAACAAUUCGAGUAAUAAUUUUAAUGACAAUAAUGGAGCUUAUAACAAUAUAGUUGUGCCCAAAAUAUUAGAACGCGAAGUUGGUGAAUGUCUAAAACAAAGAUCAAAAAUUAUAUCUAUAAUCAACUCGCAAGGCGAUGGAGAGGGGGAGGAGGAGGAGAAGAAGAAGAAGAGUGAGGGAGAAGAACAAAAUGAUUUUGGGGACAAACGUCUUAUUUUUUGUGAUAGAUUUAUUGGAUUACCAGAUCUAAUUCAUUCAACCUAUCCUCAUAAAUUCACCAAAAAAUCCGUAGGAGAGUAUUUCUAUAUAACAGGGCUUGAUUUUAGCAAUGAAGAUCUACCAAUUGCAUUUAUAUCUAUGUUGUACAAAAAUUAUAAUGGAACUAGUGGGAAUACUAUAAAUCGAAAAUUUGUGAAAAGUGACCUAGAAGCAUCACAAGAAGAAAUAAGGAAGACAAGGAAGCCUAGUAAAUCUAUUAUUACUAUUUGUAGUUAUAAUUUAUUUAGUAAAAAUGAUGUUUCAAUAAAAAUUGAUAUGGAAAAUUGCACAUAUGAAACGUACAUAUUGGAGAACGGCGACAUUGCCGGUGACAUCACUUUGCAUGGCACUAAUGUAAUAUCCAACGUGUGGGAUGAGGUUUUCGUUAGCGGGGUUAUUAGGUGUGUUAUGUUUAAUAUUGAUAAAGAAUGGAAAUUACCUGGAAUGGUUGAAUUAUCCGGAUUAUUUAACAACGGAAACAAUUACUCGCAGAGCAUUUUAACCAAAAUUUUGGAUAUGUUGCCCAGAAGUUUAGAAACUGGUUGUGAUUUCAGCAAAGACAAUGAAUUAAAUUGGUUGAAUAAUUAUUUAGUCAAGACUUUUUCACAAAUCUUGGUCAUUAUGCCACAUCUUUAUGAUUGGUGUAUUUACGAAAUCAAACUUAGGUUGAAAACACACAUAGUCUAUGAGUUAAUUUUAGCUCAAGUUUUAUUAGACUGCGGAUUUAAGGAAUUAGAGUUUAUGGAGUUUAUUAAUAUGAAAAUUGGGACAUAUUAUGAGCUUUAUAGGAACGGUGAUCAUGGCACGGAGCUAGGAGAAAAAAUUUUACCACUUUUUUUAAAUUUACAGUUGCAUUAUUUGCUUAACUACAAGGUUGAUUAUGAAUUGGCUUACCCUCUGGCAUCGUUCUGUGUGAAAAAUUUUCCGUUGAACUAUCCAAUGUGGGAAAAAUUAGCACUUGUUUUAAUAAAAUUGAGUAAGUUCAAAGAAGCCUUGUAUGUGUUAAAUUCAAUGCCAUAUUUGUUAAAAGAAGAUCCCAUCAAAUCGAAAUACAUUAAGAUUAUGACACCGAUUGUAAAUGCUUAUUACUGCAUGCCCCAGCAUAAAUCAUUUUACAUUGGCAAUUUAAAUAGAACUGAUCUGAACUUAACGUCAAAUGAGAUUGAUACCGUAGCCACAUUUUAUGAUAUAAAAUAUGAUAAAGUGGAGGAAAUAAGCUUUGGUAGAAUAAUUAUGCCAUAUCCCACAGUCGGUUUCAUAGAAAAGAUCUGGAAAGACAGCGGUGACGAAUUGGGACCAAUCUGUUUUGGUGAAAAUUGUUUUAAUUUGAUGAAUUAUGUAUCUAUGAAAGAAGUUCAAUCCGUAGGUGAUUUGAAAAUAUUAAAGCGGAACCAUUGUAAUGCACAAUACACUAAUUCUACGUUAAAGUUUGGUUAUAAUGCUUUAGUGGAAAUAUCACAAAAAAUGGGGUGGAAGAACUUUUUAGAUCUCAGAUCCAGUAUUUUUGUAAUGAGCUUCGAAGCCAGCGAGCGACUUGCCAAAACAAAAAACAAACGUAUAUGUGAAGAGUGGCUUGAACAAUUGUUUAUAGACCUAUACGAGGAUUACAAAAUUGUAUUAGAAUAUCAGCGACAAGAAAAAGAGGAACAAGAAAGUAAUAAAGCUAGGACUGGUAUUGAAUGGGAAUUAUUGGGACUAACGUUAUUAAGAACACAUUAUUAUGAAGAUGCGUUAGUUUGUUUAAGAACCAGUAUGGAAGAAAGGUUUGACCCUUUUGCAGCACAAGAUCUUAUAGACUUAUAUCUAUUAAUAUACACUGAUAACGUGCGCAAAAUAACUGAGGAUAAAUUUUUAGGUGUCUUAAUAAAACUAUUAUCAUAUGAAAGUAGAUUUUACAAUUACUUGCAAAUUCCUACCAUUUUGGUAUUUCAAAAGCUGCUAUUGAAUGAAUCCCUUUCUUUGAGAGAAAAGGGUGUUGUCAAUACUGACGUUAACAAUAUCAGUGUCGAUAGUAAUAUUGAUGAUAUUGAGACUCUAAAGAAUAAAUGUUUGGCUCUAUCCUUUGUAAGAAAUAAUAAAUCUUUAAUUUCAAUGAUGGAUAUUAUUUUUAAUACGUUACCAAAUAAUGAUGAUACACAUAACGUGUAUUAG
Saccharomycodes ludwigii is the source of this 2628-nucleotide messenger RNA. RefSeq names its product Chs6p (gene CHS6). The transcript has a single exon. Gene Ontology annotation, biological process: Golgi to plasma membrane transport. The record is from RefSeq and is a predicted model, not a curated record. NCBI's taxonomy places the organism in Eukaryota, Fungi, Ascomycota, Saccharomycetes, Saccharomycodales, Saccharomycodaceae. Bases 1 to 2628 code for a protein of 875 amino acids. Gene Ontology annotation, molecular function: protein binding. Gene Ontology annotation, cellular component: exomer complex.